Molecule: messenger RNA, 753 nt
Organism: Myxocyprinus asiaticus (Chinese sucker)
Lineage: Eukaryota; Metazoa; Chordata; Actinopteri; Cypriniformes; Catostomidae
Product: calmodulin-like protein 4
Exons: 8
Coding region: 1-753 (250 amino acids)
Cellular component (GO): myosin II complex
Molecular function (GO): calcium ion binding
Source: RefSeq, a predicted model, not a curated record
AUGAGCAAAGCUGAGGUCAAGGGUAAGCCAAAGAGAAAUCUUCAUGGUGCCACUGAAAUGCCAUCCACCAUGCGCAAGAGACAGAACUCUGCCAUGCACACUGCUUUCUUGACCAGACACAUGUCGAGGGAGACGGACUCCUGCCUGAAGAACGCUCAGUUUCAUAUGGACCUCUGGUGCUGUUUCACCAUACAGAACUGGCUGCUGGACUUUGGCAGGCCUGUUGUCAUGAUCUUUUGUCCUGGUGAUUACCUCCACAUGCUGUACUACAACACAUCUCCCUUCCUGUUAAUCAAGGUCAGUCUGGUCAAACAGUUUAUUAUGGACUUCGUCACCAGAUCAUGGUAUAAAGAGUGUUUUUCGCUGUAUGAUAAGAAGCAUCAGGGUGAAAUCAACGCUCAGGAUGUGCUGACGGUCAUGAGGAGUUUAGGCUGCUGUCCGACUCUUCCAGAACUGGACAAACACUUACUGACCCAUAAGAUCGAUAAGAGGGGCGAGUUGGACUUCACAUUUCUCAGAGUGAUGCACCAGCAGGAGAACCUGCGGGCCGAGAUCCUGCGAGUCUUGAGAAUGAUGGACCCAAAGAAACAAGGAUUCAUCCUGGAGUCUGAGCUCAGGGUCACGCUCAUGAGUCUUGGGGAACAACUCGGAGAUGAAGAAGUGAAUGAGCUCUUGAACGAAACCGGCGUGGCGUCUGAUGGACGAAUCGACUACGAGGAGUUUACAAAGAUGGUGACACUUCCAACCGGUUGA